Molecule: messenger RNA, 570 nt
Organism: Aspergillus novofumigatus IBT 16806
Lineage: Eukaryota; Fungi; Ascomycota; Eurotiomycetes; Eurotiales; Aspergillaceae
Product: VOC family protein
Exons: 2
Coding region: 139-570 (143 amino acids)
Source: RefSeq, a predicted model, not a curated record
CCCGACAGCUGUAGAAGCUCUUAUGUUGCAACGAAUAUGAACCUGUCAUCAAUUCUUCCCUUAUACUACAAGACGUAUUUUGGCACACCUGCUAUCACAAGUCAUUCCGCUCCUUCAUAGCACGCUACCUCUAGCCUAAUGUCCGUUGGCAAACUCACGACCUGCCUCUGGUUCGAUGGCCAAGCAGAAGAGGCCGCCUCGUUCUACACCUCCAUAUUCAAGAACUCCAAAGUUACGGGGCGCCAGUACUUUCCCGAAGCCGGCAAGGAGUUCCACGGACGCGAGGCCGGCAGCCUCAUGACCAUUGAGUUUGAGCUCAAUGAUCAGAAGUUCGACCAGGCUGAGGUCGACUACUAUUGGGAUAAGCUCGGCGAGGGCGGCGAGAAGAGCAAGAGACAGUGCGGCUGGCUGGUGGACAAGUUUGGCCUGUCGUGGCAGAUUGUGCCUGACGACUUCCACAAGAUGCUGAAUAGUACAGAGACAGAGAAACGGGACCGUGCGUAUGUUGCUAUGUUGCAUAUGGAGAAGCUUGACAUAGCCGGGCUACGCAAGGCUUUCGACGGGGAAUAA